Molecule: messenger RNA, 774 nt
Organism: Peniophora sp. CBMAI 1063
Lineage: Eukaryota; Fungi; Basidiomycota; Agaricomycetes; Russulales; Peniophoraceae
Source: the annotation of a GenBank genome assembly
AUGCUCGCUCAAGUUGCACUUGUCGUUGGCCUACUCCCCGCGGCGCUUGGCCUAAACAUCCUCUUCCCUGCCUACUUCUGCGGCGAUGGCAACGACUGCUUCACCCAGAGCUGCGCUCAAUACGACCCUAUAGUCUCCCAGGCCCAAGCGCACCCGAACGUCGACUUCUAUACCAUCAUCAAUCCCGACAAUGGUCCGCUGUCGACGUCCGAUCUCUACCCGAACUAUGCGACCUGCAUCCCAGAGCUGAAGAACGCUGGGACCAACAGCUUCGUGCUGGGGUACGUUAGUACAAAGAACGGGAACCGCGCCGUGAGCGACGUAGAAGCGGACAUCGAUACGUAUGCCUCCUGGUCGACUUCCUAUCGUCCCACCGGCAUCUUCUUUGAUGAAGUGCCCGAUGGGGCUAAGAAGGUCAGCCAGUAUGCGUCGUACGCUACGUAUGCACGCGAUGCAGGCUUCAACUUCAUCGUGUUCAACCCCGGAACGACCGCGAACUCGGGAUACUUUAGCCCGGCAGACCUCGUCGUCACAUUUGAGGAUUUGUACUCCUCCUUCGCCACCUCGGACCUAUCGAUCACCUCCUCGACGCCGGCUGCAAAGCAGGCCGUGAUACUGUACAACGGCCCGUCGACCGCGCCAGCCUCGCUCAUCAGUCAGCUUGGCUCGCUCGGGAUCGGUGCUGUAUUCAUCACGGAUGAUACACUGCCUAACCCGUACGACACGGUGCCGACGAUAUGGGCGAAUGAGGCUGCUGAUGUGGCAGCCGCGUAA